Messenger RNA from Juglans microcarpa x Juglans regia, 223 nucleotides. RefSeq lists its product as uncharacterized. The record is from RefSeq and is a predicted model, not a curated record. The transcript is spliced from 2 exons. Lineage: Eukaryota; Viridiplantae; Streptophyta; Magnoliopsida; Fagales; Juglandaceae. The coding region runs from base 1 to 201 and encodes 66 amino acids.
AUGUCAGCCGGACUCGAAAAAUGCAGCAAAAUCCGCCACAUUGUGAGGCUCCGCCAAAUGCUGCGAAGGUGGACCUGGAGGACUUCCAAUGAGCAAACAAGAACCCCUUGGCAGAACACCGUCGGCAUCAGGAGCAAACUUGAUUUCUGGGCCGAAUCGCGACCGUUGCUUCAUGGACUUACCGAGAAAAGCAUCUGGUGAAAAAAAACACCACUGCCUGCUA